AUGAACGUAACUGGGCGGCGCGGUAUUAGACAAGGGGUGAGAGGGUCGCUGGGAAGGUUAUUUAGCAACAUUUUACUUAUCGCAAUUAUCUGGUUCCAAAAUGUUAGAGCUAUAAGGUCAGAUAAGAUAGCAACAAAAAAUCUUUUGCUAUCUUCAACGUUCAGAGACCAGGAAACAGCGGUUGGAUUUGUCGCUCCUCCGACUUUUACCAACAAUACCAGAAGUAUAAGUCCACUAAAUGCCAAACGUUGGACUUAUACAAAGGUUACCCUGCUUAAGGAUACGCCGAAUGUAGGUAAACAGGGAGAGGUUGCCAUUGUGAAUAAAAACUACGCAUUUAACUAUCUCGUUCCUUUCGGAUUUGCCAGGUAUACUACACGAGCGGAAUUAGUAGGUAUAGCGUUAGAUAAGGAUUAUAAAGAAGCGCUGGUUAACGUAAGAAGGGCAAGUGCUAUGCACCUCAAGGCUAGACUGGGUAAUGAUACUGUGCUACACUUCAAGACUCCAGCUCAAGAAGCGGGAUCGGAGAACCUCAUAGCGCCAUUGCUGCCGAUCCACAUUAUUUCUAAGAUGCGUGAACAGAAACUAUUGUUGGCUGUAGAUAUGUUGAGGGAACAAGACGUCAAGAUAUUAACAGAGGGCGGAGUAAUAUCAACUUUUGGUGUACAUAAGGUGCUACUCAACGUAGACCCAGAAGUUGAGAUAGAAAUCACGGCAAAUGUUGAAGAACAACCUGUUGAUACCUCAUUUAUAAAGGAUCACGGUAAAUAUAACACUGAUGAGAGGCACGUCAAAAUGGUAGCAAUCCGACUGAAUACCCCUGCCUUCGGAUUGAAGGUAUCGUAUAAGAUGUUGCUAUUGCAACGUUUGGCAUCGGAGAGUGUGAGCAAGUGGGCAUGGAUGGGCCUUGACCGAGGUGUUUGCAAACGCUUCUCGCAUCACUCUGCGCAACGUGGGAAAUACUACACCAAUAAAUUUUACAUGAAGAAAUGCAGCGUAUGCUCAUCUUGGAACAAUUUGGUAGUGACGCAGUGUGUCCAUUGUCUAACCCAGCUAGGGGACAGUGAUAUAAGGCUACGAACAGUAGAUCCACUGUGCCUAACCGCUAAUGCCAGGAAACAAGAGACGGAAAGUAGUACCAUGGAUUAUGUCAUAUUACAUAGGUGUUUCGACUUCACAAUAAUGAUCCAACCUCAUCCAUCAGCGGCAAUACAUCUAUCGGCAGUACCCAAUGGUACUUUUUACGAUAUAAAAAACUUCAGAAAGACGCAUAUACCUAUGAUUACUAAAAUGAAGACACGGUGUGAUGCUAUUUUGAGACACAUCCUUACAGGCAAUGCAGGGCCGGAUUUUCUGAAAAACAGCGUGGAUGUUACGCAUCUCAGAGGACUCACACAAGGGGAAAACAACGUUGGGACAAAAUCAAACGUGAAUGAUAUCAUAAGCCAUGCCAUAUACGGAUUUAACUAUCCACAUAGCUUCUCUCAUGUCGGAAUGCACGUGAUAUUACCACCGAUCAAAUGUUUCAGCAUUUUCAAAAGCCCCUUUUUCUACCCCCUCUCCAAGGUAUUAUCGGACCUCGAGCAUCUUUCUCAGGUAAAGCCGUAUACGACCGAUGAAGCAACUCAGCUAUACGAAAAUGAUAUAAUCAUGGAAGACAUCGUGGACAUCGACACUACCUUCAGGUCUAAAUACGGGCUGUGA
Molecule: messenger RNA, 1704 nt
Organism: Babesia sp. Xinjiang
Lineage: Eukaryota; Apicomplexa; Aconoidasida; Piroplasmida; Babesiidae
Exons: 4
Coding region: 1-1704 (567 amino acids)
Biological process (GO): translation
Cellular component (GO): mitochondrion; ribosome
Molecular function (GO): structural constituent of ribosome
Source: RefSeq, a predicted model, not a curated record